UCGAGUCGAGCCAAAGUGUCCCUCAAUAUGGGAGAAGGCAUUCGGGUUCUGCACAUCGGCCACAGUCUCAACGACGACUUGUGGCACACUUUGCGUAUUGAACGUCGCGGACCAUCCAUUGAGGUGAAGCUCGACAAACAGGUCCAGAUGGCCGAACUCACCGGUCAGUUGAUUACUCUACAUAUCGCUUCCAUCCAUAUCGGCGCCCAUUCACUCACUGAUCACAAGACACAUCACAACUCCGGACAUCAUUACUCGACGAAAGAUGUGCCAAACUUUGUGGGACUGAUGCAGAACUUUGUGAUGAAUGGCAAUCCAUACUUCGAGAUGGCCAGAGACGGCCAGAUCAGCAACUUUAACGUGACGGCCAAAGUGGGCAAAAAGGAGAGAGUGGUUCACCAUCCCGUCACCUUCAAGUCCCGGCACACGUUCAUCGGCUUAUCCCAACUCAAGGCCUACUCCACAAUGAAUCUGUACCUCCAGUUCAAGACACUAGAGUCGGACGGAAUACUGCUGUACAACGCCGGCAAAAAUCAAGACUUUAUGGCCAUUGAGUUAGAGUCGGGACACUUGAACUAUAUCUUCAAUUUGGGUGACGGCGCCCGCAAAGUGCGCUCAAACACCCGAACAACGCUUAACGACAACCGAUGGCACGCCAUCACAAUCGGGAGGCCAUCGCUGCGUCAGCACACGCUUAUGGUGGACGACAUGUUGGCCACAGUGUCGAGUACGGGCGCCAACGUGCACCUCGACCUCGAGGGUCUGUUGUAUUUGGGUGGCGUUCGGCCCGAUUUGUACGACUCUUUGCCCAAAUUGAUUCAAUCGCGACACGGCUUUGAGGGCUGUAUCGCGUCGUUGGAUCUGAACGGCGAGACCAUCGACCCGAGCGGCGCCGACGUACUCAUACCGAGCACUUUGGUAGCGCCGGGUUGUGCGGGUCCGGUCACAAAGUGCAGUAACACUGCCUGUGCUAACAGAGGUAUAUGUGUACAAAUGUGGAAUAGUUAUGCCUGUGAUUGUGAUAUGACCUCCUAUUCCGGGCCGACGUGCGCUGAUGAGAGCACUGCCUAUCAGUUCGGGGCGAACAGCGGUCUCAUAACAUUCAACUUUCCGGCGGACAAACGGCCGGACACUAAGAACGACUUACUGGCGCUCGGAUUCCUGACCACCGAUGAGAACGCAGUACUCGUGCGCAUAGAGAGCGGCACUUCCAACGACUACAUGGAACUCGAACUCGUCGACGGAAAUGUCCUAAUGGUCUACAAUCUCGGCACCGAAGACCUCGACAUCGGAGAGUUGUCCUUCAGAGUGAACGACGAUAAGUACCAUAUCGUGCGCUUCACUCGUUCCGGUCAGAACUCGACCAUUCAAGUGGACAAUCAUAACAUUAUGAGCAAAGCUCCGGCCGGCAGACAGUUAACGAUAUUUAACAGCCACUCGAAGGUACAGAUCGGCGGUAAGAAGAAUACGGUGAGGGACGCCAUUGAGAAGCCUUUCCACGGCAUUGUCGCCGGAUUCGUGUUCAACGGUCACCGCAUCCUCGAUAUGGCCGUCGAAGACGACUCGCGCAUUACCGUCGAGGGAGACGUCAAACUAUUGAUGUCUAUAAGCAAUGAGAACAAGAAUAAAAACGGCGGACAACAGACCGGUUCAGCCGAUAUCUACGAAAAUAGCACUCGUAUGGAGAGUAGCGGUGAUCCUCAGAUGCAGCAGCCAAAGGGUUCGCCGGUCUAUGACACGGAUGACCUCAUCUAUUCGGGCGCCGGAAGCGGUUGUUUCGAUGCCGACGACGAGGACGACUGCAGUAAAGUCGAGGGUUCGGGCGAUGAUCUGAUAACUCCGGUCUACACUUCUAGCCCGAGAUCGGCGACAGCUGUUCCUCCUUAUGCUCUGCCGUCAACCGACACAUCCGUUGUGUCCCAUAAGUGUGACGACGACGAGGACUGUAUUGACGGUUCGGGUUCCGGAGAGCAGACCGUCCAUCACGUGACCGCCGGCUCAACCAAUAAUGUUUACGGUGGCGGACAGUCGGGCGUUCAUCACCUCCAGUAUACAACGACAAGAGCGCCGUACGAGCCUCCGUGGGUGGGCUCGUGGACAUUGCCUCCCCUCACGUCAGCCCCGGUGCCGACCGAUCAUUCAUUUGAUAGAUACUAUCCACCGAUCGAU
This is a messenger RNA of Medioppia subpectinata, 2169 nucleotides long. NCBI's taxonomy places the organism in Eukaryota, Metazoa, Arthropoda, Arachnida, Sarcoptiformes, Oppiidae. The record is from the annotation of a GenBank genome assembly.